Perca flavescens (yellow perch) is the source of this 3117-nucleotide messenger RNA. It is a transcript of the gene pkp2, whose product is annotated as plakophilin 2. The coding region runs from base 126 to 2444 and encodes 772 amino acids. Gene Ontology annotation, biological process: intermediate filament bundle assembly; protein localization to plasma membrane; desmosome organization. The transcript has 13 exons. Gene Ontology annotation, molecular function: protein binding. The record is from RefSeq and is a predicted model, not a curated record. Gene Ontology annotation, cellular component: nucleus; cytoplasm; intercalated disc. Lineage: Eukaryota; Metazoa; Chordata; Actinopteri; Perciformes; Percidae.
UGACACCUCAGGUGCGCCGCCUCUAGCCCCGCCCACCGCACACAACAAAGCAGCAACACUAGCCUACCCAUCGAGUUAAAUGAAGCGACCGACCUAGACUCGUGGCAGAUUUGGAUUUGUCCACAAUGGAAGAGGUGUUUUUUAAAUCAGCGUUACCUGCGCAGGACUCGUUCGUGCUGCAUGACACCAGUCUGGCUCUGCCGGCCGAGCCGACUCUAAGAUCCCCCAUGGGAGUGAAUUCAAACGGCCGGAGUCUGCGUGUUAGCCAGCAGGUUCAGCUCACACUGGCACGCAAGGGAAGAAAGUCUGUGUCCAAUGGUAGUGUCCAAUUACAGAAAACCACUGCAAAAAACUUUGAUGCUACAGAUGGACUUUUACCAAACAUGAAGGUAAAAGGAUUGGGCCUCGCCAACCGCUCUCUCUCAAGUAACCAUGUGCUGAGACCAUUCAGGAGGGUGGAAGUGUCUCCACCACAGAGCCCAGAGUUACCUCGCAGCCGCUUCAAUUAUAGUACCCCCCGUUAUGGGACCUACACCCACCCAGGGCCCAGACAGUCACACAGGGGGGGGACCCUUCUGGACCACUCACUUGGUUCUGAUUCAUUUCAUCGCUAUGCUUUUUCAGAGGCACCCCGUGUCAAACGGUCACUCGCAUCCACAUCUGCAGACAGGACCUUCCACCGGAGGUCACUCAGACAGACAGCAACACCACAGCCUGUGUUUGCAAAUGCAGCGUUUCAGCCAAGUGGUGAAUAUGGCUCUUGCUUGGAUCAUAACCAAACUAUUGUCAAACAGGAUAAAAACACCUUUUCCUGGUUGGCCCAGCUCAGGAGGGAUUGUCGGGGGCACCACAGACAGAAUUCAUACCCACCCUCGGUCAAUAGCGUGGAGGUGGACAUGGGGCGGCAGACGGAAGUAGAACUCCCCAUUCAGCAGAUGUAUGCAGAGAAUAUCAUAACAAUGAAGUCAGAGAACAAGCCCCCAGAGAUGACGUUGGAGAGGGCCGUGAACCUGUUGACCCAGGAUAAUGAGGAGAUGCUCAUCUGUGCAGCCAGCCACAUACAGAAUCAAUGUUUCAAGAGUGACAAUGCUAAAAAGAUGGUGUACUAUCUCCGUGGGAUUGGAAAGCUCCUGCACCUCCUGUGCAAUGACAAUGAGGAGGUGCAACAUGUUGCCGCUGGGGCUCUACGUAAUGUCGUUUACCAGAGUAGCGAAAACAAGAUGGAGGUAAAGGAAAAUGAUGGCCUGGCCACUAUUUUGCGUGCGCUGAAGAGCAGCCGUGAUGUGGAGACCAGACGACAACUUACUGGUCUUUUGUGGAAUCUUUCCUCUCAUGACCUUUUGAAGGAGCAUCUAUCCAAAGAAGUCUUAUCAGUCCUCACCAAGUUUGUCCUGGUACCAAGUUCUGGCCUUUCUGAAGGCGAGAACCCAAAAGACGAGCUCCUAGCUGAUGCUGAUGCUUUCCACAGUGCUACUGGCUGCCUGCGAAAUCUGAGCUCCACUGGUCCUGAUGGAAGGAAAGCAAUGAGGGAGUGUGAGAAUUUUAUUGACUCUCUGGUCUACUACAUCCGGGGAGCCGUAGCUGACAAGACAGAUGACAAGUCCACAGAGAACUGUGUCUGCAUCCUGCACAACCUGUCUUAUCAGAUAGAGGCAGAGCUUCCUAAGAGGUACACCUUAGAUCUCCGAGAAUCUCGACAACACUUGGCUCCUAAGCAAAAGGCUGUUGGCUGCUUUAAUUAUCGCAGUACCAAGAUCACUGAGCAUCUGGAGCAACAGUGCCCCCUGCUGGAGGAGAAGGCUAACCCCCGUGGCAUGGAGUGGUUGUGGAGCACCAUCACUAUCCGCAUGUACCUGUCACUGAUGGCCCGCAGUGUGCGUCAACAAACCCAGGAGGCUGCCAUCGGAGCCCUGCAGAACAUCACAGCCGGGAAAGGAGCGGUGUCUGAAGCCAUCGCCUUCACUAUUGUUCAACGGGAAAAUGGCCUUCAGCAUGUCAAAAAGAUGUUGGAAGAGGGAGAAACUAAUGUGAAGAGGAUGGGCAUAUCUCUAAUAGAAAACCUCUCGCACUACCAGAAACUGCACCCUGACAUUGUAAAGCAGGGGAUGCCAGAGUUGGUGAGGAUGCUACCCAACGACGACACCAGCACCGAACAGCCCACCGAGGUGACGGCUUCUCUGUGUCACACUCUGAUCAACCUGUGUCAGAGUGACUGGCAGCAUGUCAGAGCCAUCGUCAACCAGGGAGCCCUCCCAAAGAUAAUCAACAUCAGCAGCAAGGACAACGGUCAUGGACCAACCAGAGCGGGUCAGGCAGCAUGCAUCCUGCUGCACACCAUGUGGAAACACAGUGAUCUCCAUGGAGCCUACAAGAAGGGUGGGUACAGGAAAGUUGAUUUCAUUAAUGCCAGGACAACAAAGGCUGUGAACUCCGGACGAGGCUGAGCCGAAGAUCUAUAACUCAAGUUGCACCUGCUGACAAUAACGGCAACAAUCACUUGAUGCACUGCUCCUCCUUUUAAUGAAGCGCCUGUGUGUUUUUCAAUGCUGAAAACAUUGUGAACUGUGCCUACAUUUCACUUAAAGGUCCCAUGAAAUGGCUUUAAAAGUGUAUAUUUAUUUAGUUAGUGAUGCUGUUAGUGUUAGUUAUGGCUUAAGGACAAACAUGUAUUUUGGAUUAUAGGACACAGGAAAAGAGCAGAAUGUUAUAUUACAAAUAAUGGAUAACCGAACAAUAAACCAGCUUACACAAAAAGUACAUUACCAAAUAUUUUGAGUUAUGUUGACAUCUCUUUUGAUACAUCAGAUACUUCUGGCCACUGUCUUGGUGCCUCACGGUUAGAAAAACUGACAUAGAUGAAUGUAGAAACUUUAACUGAAAAAGCAACCACUCUCCAGCAAAAAUACUGAGGUUUGUUUACUGUAGCAGCAACUUAGCAGUUGAGAAAACUAACUGCGUGUUUUGUUUAUUUUUUAGUCAUUAAACAAAGAACCACAAUGAAAAUAUUCACACUAAAGAAAUUGUGGAGGAAAAAUCAAAUUAUACAAAUGUAUAUAAAAUACAUUUUUACAAUGAUUUCCUAUUGUAACAACAACAAGCUGAUUUCUUACUGCCUGA